AUGUCCAACAUCGUGGACAACGUACUGCACUGCUCUAAUGCAGGUGUCGAUACUGCGGUUGACUUGGAUGACAUUCUCUGUGUGGUGACCAACCCAUCGGGAUAUAGUGUGCUGUUCUUCCAAGAUCUAGAGCGUGUGUAUCUGAACAAGUUGGAGAUCACGUCUCUGCCCACGGAGCUCGUUCCCUUUGAAACAACCAUUCCCCCUCAUUUGCGCGAUGCUACAGUCCAUGUCGUGAUAUCCACGGGCUCGGGGAUGGGCAAAGCUAAGACCAUUUAUCAGGAUGCGGUGCUGCCAUUUCUGACAUAUCUGGGCAUCGACCAUUCCGCUCAUGAGACGAAGGACACACAAACAGUUUCCCACCUAGCUCGAACGCAGUUCUUGGAGCAGGCGCAUCAAGGCAUUCCGCAAACCAUCAUCCUUCUAUCGGGCGAUGGGGGUUUGGUGGAUAUCCUCGACGUGUUCUACAGAUCGAACGGGACAGUCAAACUUGCCCCCAGCCUGGCUUUGAUCCCCUGUGGCACAGGGAAUGCUAUGGCAAGUUCCAUUGGAUUACGUUCGGGUUCGCUACCAGGUCUUUCGACUUUACUCCACGGUAAUCCCACCUCGGUGCCUGUCUUUGCGGCCAAGUUCUCCCCUGGCAGUCGGUUAGUUGUCGAUGAGGGCCGUCUACUCGUCCCAAUAGACCAGGACAAUGAAUCCGUGCCGCAUACGCUAUGGGGCGCGGUGGUGGUUAGCUGGGGGCUCCAUGCGGCCUUGGUUGCUGACAGCGACACAGCUGAAUACCGCAAAUUUGGGGUUGAUCGGUUCAAGAUGGCGGCCAAUGAACUGCUCUACCCCUCAGAUGGUGCUCCGUGUCAUGCCUUCAAAGGCCAGAUCAGUAUAGUUACGUCGGAGGAUCCUACCAAAACUCAACAACUGGAAGAACUCGAGCACAUGUACGCACUUGCCACGUUGGUUCCCCGGCUGGAGAAAGAGUUCUUGAUUUCACCGGAUUCGGAGCCCCUUGGGGGCCAGAUGAAAUUCAUUCGGUUUGGCCCUAUGGCCCCCGAGGACGCGAUGCGAUUGAUGAGUCUCGCCUACCAAGGCGGACAGCACGUGCAAGAAUCGACCGUGACCUAUGCAGAUGUGGAAACUCUGCGAAUUGAUUUCCAAGAAGAGGAUGAAAAGUGGCGGCGCAUUUGUAUUGACGGGAAGAUCGUGGUGGUCCAGAGGGACGGUUGGGUGGAACUCCGCAAAGAGUCCAACCGGUUACUUAACCUGCUUUCUUUAUCAUGGAAUCGAGAAGAUUCGAUGCUGAUCACUGCGCGCACGUAUUCGGCCUCUCAAACCCCAGAUCAAGGUGCAACACCUUCCACUGAACGGACAUCGCGGUAUCAUACCCUCGCAGGGUGGCGGAAGGAUCCGAUCGAUGCCCGUCAAGCAGCCGAUAUGCUGUUAAUCCACCAAGUUGGAAGUGUGCGGGUGGGAGAAGUGGUCAGGUAUACUAUCACAUACACCCCGGCUGCCGAUCCUAUCCUGCCUAUUCCUGCCGACCUCUACGUCCGAGUGAGGAAUACAUCGGCCAUUCCGUUGCGCGCCGCCUACCUCCAUGGCCCUUACACCCUGUAUGCUGCUUGCUAUCCCGCACAAUACGACCCAAACACCAAAUUCGAGAAGCAAGGAAUUGAGGGAACACCACAGUAUGAGCCAUACCUUAAAGCCGGAGGCGGUUGGGAUGCUACGAUCAAAAUCCCGUCUCAUCUCCUAGAGGCGCAUGAAUUCGGGUCUCCGGGCCAAGGGGGCCCAACCAGCGGACAGAGCGUCACAUGGAUCGUUGAGAUCCAAUCUCAAGUGAUAUUCUCGACCAGUGCAGCGGUUCACUUUGAGCUACUUGUGAGCCGGGAUGAGAAGUCUUUGGCCUACUUUUCUGGCGGUGCGUGGAGCAGUGGGAGUGGUCCUCCCGGGAAACUGCUCGACCAUUGGGAGCCGAAUACCAAAGGCAAACAAGUACUGGCGUCUAAGGGAGUGUACUCAAAGGCCAUCACUGCUCAUGUUGACGAUACAAACAGUCUGUGGAAUAGUCCAUCGUUCCCCUCCGCCAAAGAGGCUUCCAACAUGGCUGAGCCGGGAGGUGUAGAUUCCCAGCCUGUGGCCGAGAAUUCGAAGCCGACGGAGAACCCAGACAACUCAGCGAAGAGAGCCAAAAAGAAAAAGGUCCACCUUGUCUUGCUGACGCACGGAUUGCACAGCAACUUGGGCGCAGAUAUGCUUUUUCUCAAGGAAAGCAUCGAUGCUGCAGCCAGGAGUCCGCACAAGAACUCUCAUCAUACCACAACUCCUCAUGUGGAUCCCAUUGGACCAGAAAAUCCCAGUAGUUCUGCCGAUAGCAACCACAACAUCCAAGCGGACAGUGACUCGGAUGAAGAAGUCAUUGUGAGAGGGUUCUCUGGCAAUGCCGUCCGGACUGAGCGUGGAAUUCAGUACCUUGGGAAACGGUUAGCCAAAUACGUGUUGCUUCUUACAUAUCCCGACCAGCCCUACUUUCCCCUGAAGGGUCCGAAGCCAAACCCAUUUUCUCGCCCUUUCAGUGCUCGCAAGGACCGACCCCAGCCAUCUUCGACUGCAUCAACCCAGGAAAACCAAGCAGACACUGACGAUCAUGCUUACCAAAUUACAAGCAUUAGUUUCAUCGGUCACUCGCUUGGGGGUUUGGUUCAAACUUAUGCAAUCGCCUAUAUCCAAAAGCAUUCGCCUCAGUUCUUUGACCAGAUCAAACCCGUCAAUUUCAUUGCAAUGGCAACCCCAUUCCUUGGUCUUAGCAAUGAAAAUCCCAUGUACGUUCGAUUCGCUCUGGACUUGGGAUUAGUUGGCCGUACGGGGCAAGAUCUUGGCCUGAGCUGGACGGCACCCAAGGUCCGAAAUGGCUGGGGAGCCAUGAUCGCCGGACGGGGAGAUGCGGCAAAGGACCCAAGCAACCCAGAGCCCGGUUCUAAGCCUCUUCUGCGGAUCCUGCCCUGUGGUCCUGCUCAUAAGGUUCUCGGCAAAUUCCAACACCGUACCGUUUACUCCAAUGUGGUGAACGACGGAAUAGUUCCACUGCGGACCUCGUGUCUCCUGUUUUUGGACUGGAGAGGUCUCGAUCGGGUCGAAAAAGCCAGGAGGGACAAUGGUCUUGUUGGAACAAUGGCAGAAUGGGGAUGGGCAGAGCUGACUGGAGCCAACUCCAAAUCACCGCGCUUUGCUCGCUCAGGCGAGGAAUCGCCGCUGAGCCUUUCCACUUCAAACGUUGGUUUGCAAGAUACCCGGUCUCUCGGGGUUGCAACAAGCCCAAAUGGCAACCAAGGAGACAAAAGUCCCCUCUCCCCAAAGCCAGGGCAAUUCUUGGCACAACGCCAACACAGUACCUCUCAGAGGGGCCCUCCAAACGGUGCAUCAGAGAAUACAACCCUCGGUCCUAUUGACAGCUUCUUGUCAAUGUUCCGUCCCAAGGAGAAGAAAUCCCUCGGCAGCAAACAGUCCAAAAUCUAUAAUCGGAGCCAGACUCUGGGGGCGCUCGAUACCGAUGUUGACCAUCCCCCGCCGGUUGCUCACAGUCAGCAUGAACAAGGAGUACACACUCCUCCCAAAACCACUUUCUUCGAGUCUGCCGGAGACUUAUUGAUGCCCCCGCUUCCCCCUCCUGAAUUUAUUCUGGAUCCUGCUACGCGACCCCGGACAAUCUUCCAUGAUCGCGUGUACCAUCCAGAGGACAUCCCCAACCCAUUGCCGGCGAAGCGACGCACAUUGAACUUUGGUUCGCUACAAGGUAAACAAUCCAAGUCUGCACCCACCUCUGCCACUCAACAUUCCUCGGACUGUAGCAAUACAAAUGUCGAGAGUGGCCUUAAGAUCGAGGAGAAAAUUGCAAGGGCUUACCACCGCGACCUGUCGUGGCGGAAGGUUCUUGUUCGGCUUGAACCUGAUGCUCAUAACAACAUCAUCGUACGACGCAUGUUCACCAAUGCUUAUGGCUGGCCUGUCGUCAAACACUUGGUUGACACCCACUUCGGUCACGCACCCCUCGUGGAUGUCGAGGAUUCCAUGAAACAGAAUGUGGACAGAGUCAAAUCUCCGGGAGUUGGACCAACUAGUUCGGGUGACGAGGUAGAAGGCCAAUCUGGAUCCGAACCUGGUCCCCAACUCAUCCGAAGCGACACUGACAUACUAUCGAGUGUCUCUGGCCUCUACGUGUCGGAGGAUGUAUCCGAUGAUGGUGCUUACGCCGGAAUGGAUUCCCCUCGCACGUUGAGUGCCAGCGAAAGAGCACAGUACCCGGAGGUCUCCAGACAAGAUUCAGCUCGAUGGACUGAUCGUGAGAUUGAUGAAGAUGACGACUGCGAGUCCGGUUUGGAGGACAGUAAUGUUGGAUUUCGGUGGUCGCGGCAUAAAUAG
Penicillium salamii is the source of this 4413-nucleotide messenger RNA. Lineage: Eukaryota; Fungi; Ascomycota; Eurotiomycetes; Eurotiales; Aspergillaceae. The record is from the annotation of a GenBank genome assembly.